UAUAUGCUUCCUUCACCUCUCUAUUUUGUUUUAUCUUAGUGAAAUGUCAAAUUAUAUGUAAUAAAAUCAAACUAGUAGCUACAACACCUUUCUAGUUGGUUUAAUCUCCAUGGAUUCUCCAACUUUUUACUUACUAAACCUUAUCUCUUUUUUCCUCUUCAUCCUUGUGGCACUUAGGAACACUCUCAAGAAAAAAGAGUCACCUCCAAACCUACCUCCAGGACCAUGGAAACUACCUAUUAUAGGACACAUACAUCAUCUAAUUACAUCCACACCACAUCAAAAAUUAAGAGACUUGGCCAAAAUAUAUGGACCCUUAAUGCACCUACAACUUGGAGAGAUCUCUACAAUUGUUGUUUCAUCACCAGAGUAUGCUAAAGAGGUACUUAAAACACAUGAUGUAAUAUUUGCAUCUAGGCCUAAAAUUGUUGCAGUAGAUAUACUAUUAUAUGGAUCAACAGAUAUUGCUUUUUCACCUUAUGGAAAUUAUUGGAGACAACUAAGAAAAAUAUGCACAAUUGAACUUCUUACUCAAAAACGUGUCAAUUCAUUCCAACCUAUAAGAGAAGAAGAACUCACCAAUCUCAUCAAAAGGAUUGAUUCACAACAAGGGUCAUCCAUCAACAUCACUCAAGCUAUACUUGAAUCAAUAAUGAAUGUAACUACAAGGUCUGCAUUUGGAAACAAAUGUAAAGGCACAGAACAACUUGUAUCAUUGGCAAAGGGUGAAUCAGUUGCAGGAGGUUUCGACAUAGCGGAAUUGUUUCCUUCUGUUAAAUGGCUUCCACUUGUUUCUGGUUUGAGACCUAAACUUGAGAGGUUGCAUAGACAAAUUGAUAAAAUACUAGAAGACAUCAUCAUUGAACAUAAAGAAGCAAAGUCAAAAGAAGAUCAAGGUGAAGUUGGAGAAGAUCUAGUAGAUGUUCUUCUAAAAUUUCAAAGUGGUAAUGAUAAUGAUCAAGAUAUAUGCUUAACUGACAACAAUAUCAAGGCUAUAAUCUUGAACAUGAUUGGUGCCGGAGGUGAAACAACAUCUACUACCAUAACUUGGGCAAUGGCAGAGUUGGUAAGGGAUCCAAGAGUGAUGAAGAAAGCACAAUAUGAGGUGAGAGAAAUAUUCAACAAGAAAGGAAUUGUUGGUGAAAACAAUAUAAAUGAACUCAAAUAUUUGAAAUUAGUUGUGAAAGAGAGUCUAAGGUUACACCCUCCAAGUCCUCUUUUACUUCCAAGAGAAUGUGGACAAGCAUGUGAGAUUGACGGGUAUCGUAUACCAGCCAAAAGUAAGGUGAUGGUGAAUGCAUGGGCAAUUGGAAGAGAUCCAAAGUAUUGGUCUGACCCAGAGAGGUUUUAUCCGGAGAGAUUCGUUGAUAGCUCUAUUGACUACAAAGGGACUAAUUUCGAGUACAUUCCUUUUGGCGCUGGAAGAAGAAUAUGUCCUGGAAUCACAUUUGGUUUGAUAAAUGUUGAGUUGACACUUGCAUUGUUGUUAUAUCACUUUGAUUGGAAGCUUCCCAAUGGAAUGAAAGGUGAGGACUUGGACAUGGUAGAACUAUUUGGAGCUAAUGUUAAAAGAAAAAAUGACUUGUACUUGAUACCCAAUGCUCCUCUUCCUUCUUUGGUAUAACCUUUCAAUAUGUUGUUCCAUGUUUAUUUUUGAAAUAAGGCCUUGCCUAUGUUUGUUGGGUUUAUCUCUAAUGUUCAACCGUUUUCAAACCUGCUUCUACCUCAUUUUGUCACGUGUAUUUAGAGGAUGUGAACAAUCUUAGCAGUGUGAUAUUGUUAAUUUUAAAAUGUGUUUUCAUGUGCCAAUUGUGUAGAAAGGCAUAAA
Messenger RNA from Trifolium pratense (red clover), 1828 nucleotides. RefSeq names its product cytochrome P450 71D11-like. The record is from RefSeq and is a predicted model, not a curated record. The transcript is spliced from 2 exons. Gene Ontology annotation, molecular function: iron ion binding; monooxygenase activity; oxidoreductase activity, acting on paired donors, with incorporation or reduction of molecular oxygen. Lineage: Eukaryota; Viridiplantae; Streptophyta; Magnoliopsida; Fabales; Fabaceae. The coding region runs from base 110 to 1624 and encodes 504 amino acids.